Pelagomonas calceolata is the source of this 1005-nucleotide messenger RNA. Lineage: Eukaryota; Pelagophyceae; Pelagomonadales; Pelagomonadaceae. The record is from the annotation of a GenBank genome assembly.
GACACUAGGGAUCCCGAGCCUGGCGCGAGCGCAUGAACGACCGCAGCUACCGAUCGGUGUGUGCGCUGCUUCUACCGGCGCUUGCAUUAGCGCUGCUUGUCGCAAAUUGGCAAGCAGGUGCCGCGCUGCGCUCGGGUGCCCAGCGUUUGUUGCAUGAAGAUCGUAGCGACGAACCAAGCCGCGACCAACGUCGACGCCACCCAGAUCCUCCAGGACCGGGCCGCUCGGUUGCAGGGGGAGGGCGCGCGGCCGCGGAAGCUCCAGGAGGCCGACGCCACCGCCGACCGGGCGCUCAAAGCGCUCGAGGCGCUGCCGGGCAGCCGCUACGACGCCGCGGCGACGGCCGCGGCCGCGCUGGCGGGCGCCGACCUCGGCCUCACGCGGAACGAGCGCCUCGCGGUGCUGAACGUGGCGCCGACGAACGCCGCCGUCGUCGGGGGCGUCGUCGACAACGACACGCGCGAGCCGCGCCUCGACGACGCGCAGGUGGCCAAGGUGUGCGCCGUCGCCAAGGAGCUGCGCGCGUGAUGCUCCGGUGCGUCCCACGGCGCCUGCUGGCGACGAAGGCCUGCUCGCCGGGCGACGUCAUGAAGGCCACGCGCGUCUUCACGCGAGAAGACCUCGACGCCUGGGCGCGGCUGACCGGCGACGCCAACGCGAUCCACGCGCGGCCGGUCCCGCCCUUCGAGGCGCCCAUCGUGCCCGGGCUGCUGCUCGCGGCGACGUUCCCGGCCGUCUUCGCGCGCCACCACCCGGGCGCGGUCUACCGGACGCAGUCCCUCCGAUUCGACAAGGCCGUGCCCGUCGGCGCGGAGGUCCUGUCCGAGAUCGCAAUCGGCGCCGUGCGCGAGGCGCGCGCGGGGGCCUUCGCGACGUGCGCGACGACGCUGCGGCUCGCGGCGACGGGCGCGCUCUGCGUGAGCGGCUCGGCGCGGCUCUGGCUGCCCUUCGGCGGCGACGAUGGUAAGGGGUAGUCCCGGCCCUAUGCUGGAGUCAUUACUGCCA